ACUAAAGAAACACUCACAAUUCCUCUAUUUUUGUCUAAAGUGAAUAGAAUUCAAUUGGUGAAAGGGCUAGAGGAUGUGACGCUGUGUGAGAAGGAAGCCUGUACAUUUGAGGUGGUCCUCAGUCAUGCCUACGUCAAGGGUGAAUGGACCAGGGAUGGAGUCCCAUUUAAAUCCAGGCCUGUGUGUCGAAUUGCCACGCAGGGGAAAAAACACACACUCACGCUGACGCGGGUCACGGUUGCUGACAUGGGCGUCAUCAGCUUCAAGGCUGAAGGGAUUGAAAGCUCUGCUAUGCUGACAGUCAAAGCCAGGGAUAUAAAGAUUGUGAAGGAUCUUCAGAAUGCCAGUGUGUCUGAGAGGGAGAGUGUGACAUUUAUCUGUGAGGUCAACUGGGAAGAUGUGGAUGGGAAGUGGUAUAAGGACGACAGCCGGUUGAGAGCUGGAGACAGUGUUAAAAUAAGAUGUGAGGGUAAAAUACACUCCCUGACCUAUAAAUCAGUCAAGCCAGAAGAUGCUGGUGAAAUCAGAUUCACUGCUGAGAGGGUCUCUUCAACAGCAACACUACGAGUCAAAGAGCUUCCAGUUCAUUUUUUGAAGCCCCUGAGGGUGAAGAUUGCCAUGUACAAACACCGUGCCUUGCUGGAGUGUCAGGUCUCCCGUGCCAAUGCUGUGGUUAAAUGGUACAGAAGAAACCAUGAAAUUGUGCCAAAUAGAAAGUACCAAACUAUUAAUGAAGGUGUGUACCGACAACUUAUCAUAGAUGAUGUGGGCUCCUCAGAUGAAGACACUUUUGUCUGUGAUGCUGUUGAUGAGAGGACUUCCUGCCAGCUGUUUGUAGAGGAGCAGGCCAUCAGCAUUUUAAAAGGACUCAGUUCUGUGGAGGUCAUGGAGCCUAAGGAGGCUCGUUUUAAAGUGGAAACCAGUAUUAAAUUAGAGAGGGCACCAAAAUGGACCCUGAACGGGCAGAUAUUAUUUCCCUGUCCAGAAAUCAGGAUUGAGAGACAAGGAACCUCGAACAGACUUAUUUUCACCCAAACUGACAGUAGCAUGUGUGGCACUGUGCAGUUCUCCUCGGGGAAGAGCAAGUCAGAAGCUCAACUCACAGUUACAGAGCGGCCUUUGAUAGUCAAACAGCCUAUUUCCGAUGUGGAGGUGAAGGAGAACGGGUCAGUUACUCUCAGCUGUGAGUUCUGUCCGUCCCCCAGAGUGGUGCGCUGGUUCAAGGGUAGAACCCCCCUGUUUGCCUCUAAUAAGUACACAAUGAAGCGAGAAAAGAACCAGGUUGAGAUGACCAUCCUGGGUGUGAAAGCAGUAGAUUCAGGAGAGUAUCGCUGUCUGGCCGGUGGCUCAGAGACAAGAGGAAGAAUCAGUGUUGAAGUUAAAAGGUUGAAGAUCAUAAGACACCUGGAGCAAGUAGAGACUGAAGAAGAUGGGUCUGCAGUAUUCAGUUGUGAACUGAGUCACGAGUCACCCAGUGUCCAGUGGCUUCUCAAUGACCGAAUACUAUACACCAACCACAUCAACAAAAUCCAGAAUUCUGGAAAAGUGUACAGUCUGAUUCUAAAGCGACUCGCUCCUCAAGAGAGCCGUGUAACAUUCAAAACCUUGGAUAUCAGCGAGUCUGCAUUCCUCAGGGUCAGAGAGAAGCCAGCAGUCUUCCUCAGGUCACUGGAGGAUGUAGCAGGUGAGGAGCGUGGUGAAGUCCUUCUGCAGUGUGAAGUUUCCAGGCCAUCUGUAACUCCUGUCUGGAGGAAAGAUGGUGAAACUCUGACCGCCAAUGAGAAGUAUGAGAUUCUCCAUGUGGGAAAGUCAUUGACUCUUAUAGUUCGCAAGCUGAGAAAGGACGAUGGAGGGGAGUACAGCUGUGAUAUUGGCUGCAGCCAAACUAAAGCGAAAGUCAUAGUUCGUGCCCUGCGCAUUACAAUUACCAAACGCAUACGGACAACAACUGUGCUGGAAGGGGAAAACUGCAGUUUUGAGUGUGUCCUGUCCCAUGAUAUCAUCGAUGAAGCAUUGUGGAUCUUGAACGGCCAACUGAUUGUCAGCAAUGGACGGAUCAUAGUCGCUAACAAGGGGCGCAAAUACACAAUGAGCAUUCAGGAAGUUACUAUAACUGAUGCCGGCGAAGUGGUCUUUACCAUCAAAGAUCUCAGUUGCAGGACUAUGUUGUUUGUCAAAGAGAAGCCUGUUAGAGUGUUUCGGGAUAUGCUAAAUGUUAAAGCGACACCUGGUGAAGAUCCAGAGCUCAGCUGUGAGAUCACCAAACCUGAUGCAACAGUUAAAUGGCUGAAAAAUGGGCGACUAAUUAGAGUCAGCCCAAAAUAUGAAAUUAUCCGAAAGGAUUAUUUAGUGAAGCUCAUCAUCCAUAAUGCAGCCAUAAUGGACUCAGGGGAGUACUGCUGUGAGGCUGAUGGGAUUGCUACAAGGGCAAGAUUAGAUGUCAGAGACUUGCAACAUACAUUUGCGAAGGAACUGAAGGAUUUGCGUGCUGAGGAAAAGGGCUCAGUGAUCAUGGAGUGUGAAACCAGAAGGCCCGCCACUACCGUGACCUGGUUAAAAGGCCUGACAGUGCUCAGCUCGGGACAAAAGUACAUGAUGAAGAAAAAGGAUGUUGUCCUUACCCUGACCAUCUUCAGUCUGGAGAAGAGUGACAGUGCGGUUUACACCUGUGAUGUUGGAACAAUGCAGAGCAGAGCAUUACUUACUGUUCAAGGUCAAAAAGUGGUCAUUGUGGAUGAGCUAGAAGAUAAAGAGUGUCUAGAAGGAGAUACCAUCGUCUUCAAGUGCCGAAUCUGCCCAAGUGACUACACUGAUGUUAAAUGGUACCUGGAUGAGACCUUACUCUACACUAAUGAUCUUAAUGAAAUCAAGAUGAUGCCUGGUGGCUACCACACUCUUACCUUCAAACAACUUGCACGUAAAGACACUGGCACCAUCUCCUUUGAGGCUGGGGACAAAAGAUCAUACGCGUCACUACUAGUCAGGGAGAGACGCCCCACGAUAACUAAAGCAUUGGAGGACACAGAAGCAAUUGAAGGAGGAAGUUUGAUGCUGUUAUGCAAAACCUCAAAGCCAUGUCAUAUUGUUUGGUACAAAGAUGGCUGUUUAAUCUGGAAUUCCUCAAAGUACUUAGUGAGUCGAUCUGGAAAUGAGGCCAGGCUGGCCAUCCGUGAUGUAAAAGACAGCGACGCAGGGGUGUACGAGUGCGAUGCAGGAUCGGUCAGCAGUAAAGCCACUUUGACUGUUAAAGUCAUUCCUGCUGAGUUUACAAAAGCGCUUCAGAACCAGGAGGUCAAAGAGGGAGAGAGUGUGACGCUGACAUGCGAAUACUCUAUACCCGGCGUCCAGUUUAUUUGGCGCAAAGGACCCGAGAUGCUAAAGUCUAGUGAGAAGUACCACAUGAGGCAGAGGAAAUCUUGCAUUUCUCUUACAAUACACAAUCUGAAGCCGGAAGACUCUGGGAAUUACAUAUGCAUUUGCAGAGACCAAAAAACUAUGGCUACAGUUACAGUCAAUGCGGUUCCUAUAUCAUUUGUUAAAGAUCUCAAGAACCAAGAGAUAGAGGAGGGUAAAAAUGUGACAUUACGCUGUGAGCUUUCUAAAGCUGGAAUCCCUGUGGAAUGGUUGAAAGAUGAACAAACUCUCUGUCCUGGUGAGAAGUAUCAGAUGAGACACAUAGUCACCAUACUGGAGCUGGUAAUCAGAAAUCCAGUGCCUGAGGAUAGUGGAACAUACAUGUGUGUGUGUGAAGAUCAAAGGACCAAAGCCAUUAUCAAAAUACGAACUCAACCUAUCACGUUCAAACAGAAGUUAAGAAAUCAAAUUGCUGAGGUGGGAAACAGUAUAAUCUUACAUUGUGAGAUAUCCAAACCAGACACCCCUGUUGAGUGGAGAAAGGGGAACAACCUGCUCAAGUCCGGAGAGAAGUACAAGAUCAGGCAGAGAGGCUAUAUGCUAGAGCUGAAGAUUUUCAAUUUGACCCAAGAGGAUAGUGGAGUCUAUAGCUGUACAAGUGAAACUUCCCAGACAUCAGCCAACAUUACUGUUAGUGCUCAACCUGUCACUUUCAAAGAGAAGCUGAAAAACCUGGUAGCUGAGGAAGGGAAGAUGAUAACAUUGCAUUGUGAGCUUUCCAAAACUGGUGUCCCAGUAGAAUGGUGGAAUGGAGAUGAGCUGCUCCAGCCUGGAGAGAAGUAUAAGAUGAGAGAACGAGACACAUCAGUUGAGCUGAUCAUCUGUGAGGCCGUGCCUGAAGACAGUGGAGUCUACAGAUGUGUCUGUGGAGACCAAAAGACCAAAGCUACAAUUAAAAUUGUUGGUGCUCCUGCAACUUUUAAACAAAAUCUUAAGAACCAAGAAGCUCUGGAAGGGGAAUCUAUAACCUUACACUGUGAGCUCUCCAAAGUUGGAGUACCUGUGGAAUGGUGGAGGGGAGAUAAACCGCUCCUUCCAGGGCCGCGGUAUCAGACGAGGCUGAAUGGAAGGACAGCUGAAUUGGAAAUAACUAAUAUUUUCCCUGAAGAUGCUGGAAUAUACAGUUGUGUGACUGGAGGCCAAAAGACCACAGCUGAAGUGAAAGUCAAAGCUCUUCCAAUUACAUUCAAGCGAGAGCUUCAGAACCAGGUGUCUAUAGAGGGUGAGAGUGCAGUAUUUACCUGUGAGCUUUCAAAGCCUGGUGCUCCAGUCGAAUGGAGGAAAGGUAGAGUAAUUCUGAAAGCCGGAGCCAAAUAUCACCUGAAACUGGAGGGACGAUUAACCAAACUGGUUAUAAAUAACCUUGUUGAGGGUGAUGCAGGAAAUUACACCUGCAAAACCAAAGAUUCACAAUCAACAGCCGAAUUGAUGGUUCAAGGUAAUAACCAAAUUACUGCUGAAUUUUUGACAUUAUGGUUUUCAUAUGCAUUUCAUUUUCAUGACCAUGUGACUUUUUUCUACAUGGGAUCCUAUAACUUUCAGUACGUGAAUACAGGCUUUCUCAAUUCUUGGCUUUCUGAAGGACUCCCUGCUACCUUUAAAGCAACUCUGAAGAACCAGGAAGCUCAGGAGGGGAACAGUGUCACUUUGCACUGUGAACUUUCUAAGGCAGGAGUUCGAGUAGAGUGGUGGAAAGGAGAAGAAAUGCUAAAGACUGGAGAAAAAUAUCAAUUGAGACACAAAGAAGCAAAAGCAGAACUGCUAAUAAGGAAAGCACAACCAGAAGACAGUGGAGUUUAUCGCUGUGUAUGCGGAGAUCAAAAGACUGAAGCCAUCAUCAAAGUUAAUGCUCUCCCCAUCACUUUCAAACAAGAACUUAUGAAUCAAGAGGGUGAAGAGGGGAACAACAUCACCUUGCGCUGUGAACUCUCAAAAGCCAGUGCUGAUGUGGAGUGGUUGAAGGGAGAGGAAGUCCUUAAGCCUGGAGAAAAAUACCAGAUGAGACAGAUUGCAACUAAAAUGGAGCUUGUUAUCAGGAAAGCCGUACCUGAAGACAGUGGAGUCUACUUUUGUGUAUGCCCCGAUCAGACAUCCAAAGCAACGGUUAAAAUCAAUGCUCUCCCUGUCACGUUCAAACAAAACUUGAGAAAUCAAGAAGUGGUGGAGGGCAACACUGUUGCUUUGCGUUGCGAGCUUUCCAAACCGGGCGCUGCGGUGAAAUGGUGGAGGGGUGAAGAGAUGCUGGAAGUUGGAGAAAAGUACCAGAUGAGGACCGAGGGAAGGAUUGCUGAACUACUCAUCAAGAAUGUCAACUCUGAAGAUGUCAGCUCCUACAGCUGCACUAUGGGAAAGGAAAAGACGACAGCAGAAGUAAAAGUCAAGGCUCUACCCGUCACUUUUAAAAGAGAACUCCAAAACGAAGUAACUAAAGAAGGUGGGCAAGCUGUGUUAAGCUGUGAGCUCUCCAAACCUGGCACUCAAGUCGACUGGAGAAAGGGAAGAGUUAUUCUCAAACCCAAUGACAAGUAUGAAAUGAAGCAAGAGGGAACAUUCACCAAACUGGUCAUACGUAAUGUUGAAGCAAGUGAUGCUGGGAGCUAUUCAUGUAAAACCAAGGAUUCUGAGUCAACUGCUGAGCUAACCGUUAAGGUUCCACCUAUCACUUUUAAAGUCAAGUUGAAAAAUCAGGAAGUUGAGGAAGAUAAUACACUCGUAUUACACUGUGAGCUCUCAAAAGCUGGAUGUCCUGUUGAAUGGAGGAAGGGGGAAGAGCUCCUCAGGUCUGGGUAUAAGUAUCAAAUCAGGGAAUGUGAUGUUACAAGGCAGCUGAUCAUCAUGAAAGCCAUACCUGAAGACAGUGGAGUCUACAGUUGCAUUUGUGGGGAGCAGAAGACCAAAGCCACGGUCAGAGUGUUCGCCACGCCAGUAACGUUCAAACAAAACCUGAAGAACCAAGAGGCUCCUGAAGGAGGUGUUGUUAUUCUGCAUUGUGAGUUGUCCAAGGCUGGGGUACCAGUAACAUGGUUGAGAGGUGACGAGGAGCUUAGCAAUGGAACUAAAUACAAGAUCAAGCAGGAGGGAUUGGUUGCCGAAUUACACAUUAAAAACGCCCUUCCUGUGGAUGUUGGGGAAUACAGCUGCAUUGUUGGAGACCAGAAGACAACAGCUGAAGUUAAUGUUAGGGCUGCUGCCUCUGUGUUCUUUGAGAAAGAGCUUGAGAGUCAAGAAGCAAUAGAAGGGGAAUCUGUCCUGUUUAGUUGUUUACUCUCUAGCGACAAUGCCCCAGUGACCUGGAGAAAAGAUGCAAAUCAGAUCACACAGGGUGGGCGAUACACCCUCCACCGUAAAGGUGCCACUCAGGAGCUCGAAAUCAGGAAACUGAGAGUGGAGGACGCUGGCGUGUACACAUGCAGCGUCAGAGGCAAGAAGACCUCUGCAACCCUCAGAGUGAUAGAGCGUGUGAGGAUUGUGAAAGGACUGCGUGACUUGACGGUUACUGCAGGCGAGAGCGCCCGCUUUGUGUGUGAGCUUUCUCACGAGAACGUCCUUGAUGGGGUUUGGUGGCUUGGUUCCAAUGUACUGCAGGAGAAUGAGAUGAAUCAGAUGAGUAUCUGUGGCAAAGAACACCAACUGGUGCUCACUAUGACCACACCUGAAGAGUCAGGUGUUGUGUCCUUUGUGGUGGGAAAUGAAAAGACUUCUGCUCAUCUGUGUGUAAACAGCAAACCUAAAGUUUUCAUUGAGGAAAACCUGAAAGAUAUGACCAUUUUUGAGGGAGAUUCUGCCACCCUGUGCUGUGUGACUUCUGACACCUGCACACCUGUAACCUGGAAACGAAAUAAUGUAACUCUGCUCCCUGGGGAAAAGUAUGAACCUCUGAAACACGGGAAACGUAAUAUUCUUCUAAUUCACAAAGUCAGAAAAGAGGAUGCUGGGAUUUACAUGUGCGAUACAGGAGACAUGCAGAGUAGUGCUACUCUUACAGUCAAAGAGCGUCCUUUGUUUUUCUGCGGGGAGCUCCAAAACCAAGAAGCAGAAGAGGGUGAGACUACUUUCUUGUGCUGUGAGUUGUCUCAGCCUGGAGUUGCAGUUGAGUGGAAGAAGGGAGCAGUUCUGCUUAGACUGGGUAACAAAUAUGAGAUGAAGCAGGAUGGAUGUGAGCUACAGCUACAGAUCAAUGACCUCACAAGUCAGGACAGUGGGGCCUACAGGUGUUGUGCCGAUGGCAUUGAGACGAGGGCCAGUAUUACUGUGAAAGAGCGCCCUUUGUAUUUCCUUGAAGAGCUUCAAAACCAAGAAGCAGAGGAAGGUGAAACAGCUUUCUUGUGCUGUGAGCUCUCUAAACCUGGAGUACCAGUACAGUGGAAGAAGGGGGCAAUGCUCCUGAAAAAUGGACAGAAGUAUGAAAUGACGCAAGAGGGCAAUGAAGUACAACUUCAGAUCCACGACCUCACAAGUCAAGACAGUGGCAUUUACAGAUGCUGUGCUGGCAACCUAGAAACACGGGCUAAUAUUAUUGUCAAAGAGCAACCUCUUUUCUUCUGUGAGGAACUUCAUAACCAGGAAGCAGAGGAGGGUGAGACAGCCUUCCUUUGCUGUGAGCUCUCUAAACCUGGAGUUGAAGUGCAGUGGAAGAAGGGGGCAAUACGACUGAGACCAGGAAACAAAUAUGAGAUGAAACAAGAUGGCUGCAAAGCACAGCUACAGAUCCAUGACCUGACACGUCAGGAUAGUGGCACAUACAAGUGCUGCUCUGGAAACCUGGUUACCACAGCAUCAGUUGUUGUCAAAGAACAACCUUUGUACUUCAUCAAGAUGCUUGAGUGUCAAGAAGCAGAGGAAGGGGAAACUGCCUUUCUUUGCUGCGAGCUUUCAAAAACUGGGGCUGUUGUAAAUUGGAAGAAGGGAUCUGUGCUCCUAAAACCUGGAAGAAAGUAUGAAAUAAAUCAGAAUGGUGGUGAACUGCAGCUUCAGAUCCAUGAGCUCACAAGCCAGGACAGUGGUGUCUACACAUGCUGUGUUGGUAGUCUAGUGACCUCAGCAUCUCUGGAAGUGAAAGAACAACCUCUGUAUUUCUGUGAGGAGCUCCAAAGACAAGAAAUAGAAGAAGGUGAGACUGCCAUACUGAGCUGUGAGAUCUCUAAAACUGGAGUGGAAGUGCAGUGGAAGAAGGGAAUGCUGUUGCUUCGACCAGGAAACAAAUAUGAGAUGAAGCAGGAUGGCUGUAAUUUACAGCUUCUAAUACAUGAGGUGAACAGUCAGGACAGUGGCAUCUACAAAUGCUGUGCUGGUAGCUUGGUGACCACAGCAUCUCUUGAUGUGAAAGAACAUCCAUUGUUCUUUUCUGAGGAGCUCCAAAACCAAGAAGUAGAGGAGGGUAACACAGUCAUAUUGCGCUGUGAGCUCUCUAAACCUGGAGAUUCAGUGCAGUGGAAGAAGGGAGCAGUGAUACUUAAGCCUAGUGAAAAAUAUGAGAUGAAACAGGAUGGCCGUCAACUACAGCUUCAGAUUCAUGAAAUAACAGCUCAGGACAGUGGGGCCUACAAAUGUUGUGCUGGUAGUCUGGUCACAACUGCUUCUCUUGUGAUAAAAGAAAAGCCAUUGUUCUUCUCUGAGGACCUACAAAAUGAACAAGCAGAAGAGGGCAAGACUGCAAUAUUGUGCUGUGAGCUCUCUAAACCUGGAGUUUCUGUGCAGUGGAAGAAAGGAACAGUGCUUUUGAAGCCUAGUAAAAAAUAUGAGAUGAAACAGGAUAGUCGUCAACUACAGCUUCAGAUCCAUGAGUUAACAGCUCAGGAUAGUGGGACUUACAAAUGUUGUGCUGGAAGCCUGGUCACAACUGCUUCUCUUUUGGUGAAAGAAAAGCCAUUGUUCUUCUCUGAGGAACUACAAAACCAACAAGCAGAAGAGGGUAACACAGUCAUAUAUUGCUGUGAGCUCUCUAAACCUGAAGUUUCAGUGCAGUGGAAAAAGGGAACAGUGCUUUUAAAGCCUAGUAAAAAAUAUGAGAUAAAACAGGAUGGCUGUCAACUACAGCUUCAGAUCCAUGAGUUAACAGCUCAGGACAGUGGGACUUACAAAUGUUGUGCUGGAAGCCUGGUCACAACUGCUUCUCUUGUGGUGAAAGAAAAGCCAUUGUUCUUCUCUGAGGAGCUCCAAAACCAACAAGCAGAAGAGGGCAAGACCGCAAUAUUGUGCUGUGAGCUCUCUAAACCUGGAGUUUCUGUUCAGUGGAAGAAAGGAACAGUGCUUUUGAAGCCAAGUAAAAAAUAUGAGAUGAAACAGGAUGGUCGUCAACUACAGCUUCAGAUUCAUGAGUUAACAGCUCAGGACAGUGGGCCCUACAAAUGUUAUGCUGGAAGCCUGGUCACAACUGCUUCUCUUGUGGUAAAAGAACAGCCAUUGUUCUUCUCCGAGGAGCUCCAAAACCAAGAAGUAGAGGAGGGUAACACAGUCAUAUUGCGCUGUGAGCUCUCUAAACCUGGAGAUUCAGUGCAGUGGAAGAAGGGAGCAGUGAUACUUAAGCCUAGUGAAAAAUAUGAGAUUAAACAGAAUGGCCGUCAACUACAACUUCAUAUCCAUGAAAUAACAGCUCAGGACAGUGGGGCCUACAAAUGUUGUGCUGGUAGUCUGGUCACAACUGCUUCUCUUGUGAUAAAAGAAAAGCCAUUAUUCUUCUCUGAGGAGCUCCAAAACCAACAAGUAGAGGAGGGUAACACAGUCAUAUUAUGCUGUGAGCUCUCUAAACCUGAAGUUUCAGUGCAGUGGAAGAAAGGAACAGUGUUUUUGAAGCCUAGUAAAAAAUAUGAGUUGAAACAGGAUGCUCGUCAACUACAGCUUUAUAUACAUGAACUUACAGCUCAGGACAGUGGGACGUACAAAUGUUGUGCUGGAAGCCUGGUCACAAGUGCUUCUCUUGUGGUGAAAGAAAAGCCAUUGUUCUUCUCUGAGGAGCUCCAAAACCAACAAGCAGAAGAGGGCAAGACUGCAAUAUUAUCCUGUGAGCUCUCUAAACCUGGAGUUGCUGUUCAGUGGAAGAAAGGAACAGUGCUUUUGAAGCCAAGUAAAAAAUAUGAGAUACAACAGGAUGGCCGUCAACUACAGCUUUAUAUACAUGAACUUACAGCUCAGGACAGUGGGCCCUACAAAUGUUGUACUGGGAGCCUGGUGACUACCUGCUCUGUUACUGUGAAAGAGCAACCUGUAUUUUUCUGCAAGAGCCUCCAAAGCCUUGAAGCUGAGGAAGGUGAGGCGACCACCCUGACCUGUGAGCUUUCUAAACCUGGAGUUGCAGUGCAGUGGAAGAAGGGAACAGUGUUGCUAAAACCUGGAAACAAGUAUGAGAUGAAACAAGAUGGUUGUCUACUGCAGCUUCAGAUAUGUGACCUGAAAAUUGAAGAUAGUGGCUCUUACAAAUGUUUUGCUGGUAGCAUGGUGACGACUGCUUCUCUCAUAGUAAAGGAACAUCCUUUAUUCUUCUCUGAGGAGCUCCAAAACCAAGAAGUAGAGGAGGGUAAGACAGUCAUAUUGUCCUGUGAGCUCUCUAAACCUGGAGAUUCAGUGCAGUGGAAGAAGGGAGCAGUGAUACUUAAGCCUAGUAAAAAAUAUGAGAUGAAACAGGAUGGCCGUCAACUACAGCUUUAUAUCCAUGAAGUCACCGCUCAGGACAGUGGGGCCUACAAAUGUUGUGCUGGUAGCCUGGUGACUAAUGGUUCAAUUACAGUGAAAGAGCAACCUAUAUACUUCUGCAAAAUCCUUCAAAGCAUUGAAGCUGAGGAAGGUGAAACGGCGCUCUUGACCUGUGAGCUCUCUAAACCUGGAGUUCCUGUGCAGUGGAGAAAGGGAACAGUGUUGCUAGAACCAGGAAACAAGUAUGAGAUGAAACAAGAUGGCUCUAUAUUACACCUUCAAAUCCAUGAUCUAACAUGUCUGGACAGUGGUAUCUACAAAUGCUGUGCUGCUAGGAUGGAGACAACAGCUUCUCUUGUUAUAAAAGAAGCUUCCCCUAGAAGUAAAGAUAUCCCUCAACCCCCACUGAGAUUAAAAGGGAAAAACAUCAUAGAAGAAACACACAGUGGUCUAGUGCAUAAGAACAGGCUGUGGUCAUUGACGAACCAGACAUCUCUAUCUUAGAGCUCAGAGGUUCACUUCCAGGAUCCAGGAUGUGAGAAACUGACAGAUGAACAGGACGUCAAGAGGAAAUCAUUGGUGAGACAAAAGGGAGAAGAUGUGAGUUCCAAAAUGGUUAACGUGUCUAGUCGCACCAUGGAAGAACCUGAAAUUACUUCUCUUACAACCGAUGCACCUGAAGAACAAAGAAAAAAAGUGGUGGACACUGGUUCCAAAGAGGUUACUAAGAUUUCUAUGGACCAGCACAAUGAAAAGAUGUCAGGGCAAGUUCAGAAGAAAACUCCAAGUAUAGAUACAAAUGAACAGAGCAAGGAACCACCCAGAAAUGUUCCUCAGCCUCCACCACGGUCAAAGAGUAAGGCCACACAUCCAGAUGUUUCUCUCCAAGACCAGUACAGUGUUUUUGACGCAAACAACCAGAAUGUUAAAGAUACAUCUGUUGACAAGAAGGGCAAGAAACAAGAUGUUGCCAUGGAGCUGACGAUGAAGACCAAAGAGGCAUCAAAACAUCCUGACCUAACACUAUCUCUGUCCAAGGAGAAGGUUUCCCAGCCACAUGUUGAAAUCAAAAGGCAACCCUAUGUUUUGGAAGCAAAGAACCAAGAUAUGGACAUAAAACAAACUGUGGAUACCACUUUAAAGAUAUCAGAUUAUGGCUUAGAUCAACUAGUCUUCAAAGCAUCUCAAGAACAACCAUGUAAUUUAGAGGAAAGGAAUGAAUGUUUUAAAAUGGAAUCGACUGUAAAUAAGGAAUUAAAGAAAGAGUCAAUUGUGGACACCAUCCUUAAGCGAUCAGAAGUUGAUGAAUAUCCCAACAAUACGAAUGAAAAGAAGGAACCAAAAAAGAAAACAUUGGAUAAAUAUGAAAAGCACAAGAAGCAAUCUGAAUUGGGACUAGAAAUUGAAAAGGUUCAAUCCAAGGAUCAACAUCAUGAAAAAAUAACGAAGAAUGUUAAAGAAAAAGCACCAAAUAUUGCCAUUAUAGACCAGAAACCCAAAGAGCAAAUAAGUCUUGUACAGAAAACCACAACAUUGACCAUUAGGAAUGUGCAGCAGGAUUCACUGGAAGGUGAAACAAAUUUACUACACAUUGAUAGUGGAGAACUGAAAAAUGUCAAGCCGGUUGUGGAUGAACAUCAUGGAAAAGUACCAAAGCAUGUUACCGAAAAAGCUACAAAUACUGCCACUGCAAGCCAGAAAUUCAAAGAAGAAAUCAUUUCUGCAGAGAAAGCUACAACAAUGUCUGUUAGGGAUGUCCAGAGAGAUUCACAGGUAGGUGAACCGAAUUUACCAGACAUUGAUAGUGGAGAUCUGAAAAAUGUCAAGCAGGUCGUGGAUGAACAUCAUGGAAAAGUACCAAAGCAUGUUACCGAAAAAGCUACAAAUACUGCCACUGCAAGCCAGAAAUUCAAAGAAGAAAUAAUUUCUGCAGAGAAAGCUACAACAAUGUCUGUUAGGGAUGUCCAGAGAGAUUCACAGGUAGGUGAAGCGAAUUUACCAGACAUUGAUAUUGGAGAUCUGAAAAAUGUCAAGCAGGUCGUGGAAGAACAUCAUGGAAAAAUACCAAAGCAUGUUAAAGGAAAAGCAACAACUGUUGCCAUUACAAGCCAGAAAUUCAAAGAAGAAAUAAUUCUUGCAGAGAAAACUACAACAGUGUCCUUUAAGGAUGUGCAGAAGGUGUUACCCAAAGUUGAACCAAACUUACCACACAUAGAUAAUGGAGAUCAGAAAGAUGUGAAGCAGGUCAUUAUAAAAGUAGAUGUUUCUGGGGAAUCUGUAAUUCAGCCUGAGGAGAUCACAAGUGUGGGUACUGAAAAACAGAAGAGUUCUCAAGUUGACCAUGAUAAUGUCGACACUCCUGGUAUAGACAUAGAUUUUAAGGAUGAGCCAGAGAUGCGUGAGGCUGCCAUUAAGAUACAAGCUGCUUUCAAAGGUUACAAAAUUAGGAAAGACAUGCGUCUAGUCUUCAAAGAAGUGUUCAAGAACCAGAAUCUUGAUCUUGGUGGCACUGCAUUCCUGGAGUGUGUUGUGGAAGGUAAAAUCGACACUAUGCGCUGGCUUAAAGAUGGAGUAGAUCUGAGGUCUGGGAAAAGGUACAAAAUCACCCAUAAUGCAGAUGGUAGGUGUAUUCUGGAAAUUUCCAGGGUUACAAACAAGGAUGCUGGAAUCUACACAUGUGAAGUUGCAAACAAGUUUGGAGCAAUUAGCUACAAUGGGAAUGUGACUGUGGGUAAACCUCAGAAGCCCUCACAAACAAUCCAGACUGCACAAACACCAGGUACAGAAAUCGUCUCUGAAAAAGAGAUUGUUCCUGUCCUGAACACUGAAGAGGAGUCGUUGAGACUUGUCUAUGACCUACCGGCAGAUGACACCUACAGCAAGAUCCAGGAGAAAAGGAGAAGUCUAGUUUCAGUCAGCUCCAUAUCCUGUUACUCAGAUUAUGACACAGCCCCUGAUGUUGAGACAGAAUACCAAUCUAGGAGAAAAGAUGCAGAGAAGUCAAAACAUGAGUCUCAUACUACUCAGACUUCUGAAGAAGAAAGAAGUGUUAGUUUACAACCCCCAAAGACUACAGACCAGCUGAAAGGGAAAGGUUGUGAUUCACUGAGUCACACACCGUCUCCCAAACGCAUACAUUCCUACAAGUCCUCUGCAAAUAAUGAGUCAUUCUCUGAGUCAGAUGGAGAUGAUGACAGAGGAGAGAUAUUUGAUAUUUAUGUGGCCAAAACCGAUUGUCAUCCUCUGGGAGGAAACAAAGAAGCUUUUGUACUAAAGGAAAGCCAGUUUGUGGAGGUCUUGGACUCAUCCCAUCCCGUGAGGUGGCUUGUCCGCACAAAGCCAACCAAGAUCACACCAUCCCGUCAGGGCUGGGUGUCCCCGGCGUACCUAGAAAAGAAGACAAAGGAAAUAUUUUCAUUGACCAAUGAAGCAGAAACAAGAGAAUCCCCUGAGAAAGGCAAAAAAAUUUUCUCAAAGGAUGAGCAUGGCUUGAUCCAAAGUCGGUUGAUCAAGGGACUCCUUGAUGGUGAAAACAGUUUUGUGCAGGAAAUGAACUUUUUUGUUGAGCACCAUUUGCAGUACUUAGAGAUGAGCUCUCAAGUUCCUCUCACCAUCCUCAGUCAAAAAGAGUACAUAUUCCGUAAUAUCAGGGAUAUUGCAAGUUUCCAUGAAUGUUGUAUUCUCCCCAAGCUGGAGAUGUGCUUCUCAGAUGAUGAUGUAGCCCAGUGUUUUGUCAGUUAUGCACCAGACUUUGAGAUGUAUCUCCAGUUCAUUACAGGCCUGCCCCAAGCUGAGGCCUGCAUCUCAGACAAAAACACACAACAUUUCUUCAAGCAAUAUGCAAACACAGAGUUGGCACAUUUGGAUACCCAGGUCUUUAAUGUUAGCACGUAUUUGCAGAGACCCAUGGAAAGAAUUCAAACAUACAAGACUGUACUUAAGGAGCUUAUCAGGAACAAAGCAAAGAGCGGACAGAAUUGUUGCCUGUUAGAGGAUGCUUUUGCCAUGGUUUCCAGCUUGCCUUGGCGUGCAGAGAACUUGCAUCAUCUGUCUAUGAUUGAAAAUUACCCAGCACCUCUCAAGGGGCUUGGAGAACCCAUUAGACAGGGCCAUUUUAUAGUAUGGGAGGAGAUUCCUGAGGUCAAAGUCUCUCAGAGAGGACAUCACCGCCAUGUCUUUCUCUUCAAAGACUGUAUUGUAUUCUGCAAGCCAAAGAGAGAACUUGGCACAUACACUGAGGCUUACAUAUUCAAGAAUAAAAUGAAGUUGAGUGAUAUUGAUGUAAAUGAUACAGUGGAAGGAGAUGACAGGUCAUUUGGUCUUUGGCACGAGCACCGGGGAAUGGUGAGAAAAAUUAUUCUGCAAGCUCGAUCCAUCCUCCUCCGCCUCUCCUGGCUCAAAGAUCUGAGAGACCUGCAGCAGCGCAGCAAACAGCCCGCAUGGAGUGCCCCGUGCUUUGAGCAGCAUCUUACUGACUAUCCAGCCACGCUUGGACAAACUGUAAAACUAGUCUGCAAGGUUACUGGCACACCAAAACCAGUAAUAAAGUGGUAUAAAGAUGGUCAUGCUGUGGAGGAUGACGAACAUCACAUUACAUCGGAAGGACAGUUGGGUGCUUGUUAUCUUGUACUGACUGCUGUCACAGUGGUGGACUCAGGUCAAUACAUGUGUUAUGCAACCAAUCCUGCAGGGAACGCAAGCACUCUGGCUAAUGUCAUGAUUGAUGUGCCUCCAAGUUUCACAACCAGACUACAGAACUCAGUGCUUGUAAAGGGACAAGAUGUACAGUUCAAGUGCUCAACGCAAUCUGAUCCUUUACCGACAAUAAGGUGGUUUAAGGAUGGCAUUCAUCUUGAAAACACCAAGAAACAUCAGAUUCAAUCAGAUGUCCAGACAGGAAUUCUUACUCUCACCAUAAAGACAGCAGAAGAGGCAGAUCUGGGUCAAUACCAGUGUGAGCUACUGAAUGAAGUGGGCAGUGCCAAGUGUAAAGCUGAGCUCUGCCCUCCAGCACCAUUAGCUGUGACAGUCAGCACCCAAAAACAAUCACAAACCACCCCAACUCCAGGUAGGACGAAGGGGAAGGUGAACAGCAAUUGUUUAAGGCAGAGAAGGCAAGCAUUUGCACACAAAGACUGGUGGGGACCAGUAGGCUUUGAAGGAACACAUACCACAAUCACCUCCAACUUCCCUCGUUUCCACCCAUUCCUCAUGUUCCGUCACUUGAACUCCAGAUCUUCUAAAUGUCCAUUCCACUCUAACAACUAUUUAGAGAAGAAAUGCAAACAAAUAUCCCACUACAUUCCUUAUUUGAAGCUGACUCAGCCUAAUUGUUUUCAAAUAGAGCCCCAAUCAGAAGGUUGGUCCAGUUCCUUUGUGAAGAACCUGUUUCAUAUACUCUUUCAGCCUGGAUACCGUGAACUACCUGCUGCUGCCGUUGAAGAUACACAAACUCUUGAAGAACAGGAUGAUGUGGAGAGGCAGGUGCAGGCGGCACAGGAUGAAGGACCUAUAGAGCCUGAGGAACUUUUUUACUCAAACACAGAGGAGGAGUUGCUGACAGAGCCUCCAGCUGUGCAAGUGGCUAUUGAAGACCUGACAGUCCGGCCUGGUCAGCCUGCAACGUUCUCUGCAAUUAUUACUGGCCAACCCACCCCAGAGAUUCAAUGGUUUAAGAAUGACAAGGAAAUCUCAUCCAAUGAGUACACAGAAAUAGUCCAAAGUAGUGCACGUUGCUCUCUCACUUUGCUGGAUACUCAAAUUGAGGAUUGUGGCACCUACACAUGCAUAGCUAGCAACAGUGCAGGACAAGCAUCUUGCCAAGCUAAACUCAGUGUUGAUGCAGGUCCAGAUGAAAUUGAGGAAGAGAGAGAAGUGGAGUUCGGUAAAAGACGGAAACUACAUUCUGUAUAUGAAGUUUAUGAAGAAAUAGGAAGGGGCACUUUUGGAGUGGUUAAAAAAGUAACGCAUAGGGCGAGUGGUGAAUGUUUUGCUGCUAAGUUCCUUCCACUCAGAAGCAGCACACGGACCAGAGCGUUCCAGGAGAGAGACCUACUGUCCCGUCUAGCUCACCGCAGACUCGCAUGCCUCUUGGAUUUUUUCUCCACAAGACGCACCCUGGUGUUGGUUGUAGAAUUAUGUUCUACACAGGGGUUACUAGAUCAUUUGUUUUUAAAGGGAUCGGUUACAGAGAGGGAGGUCCAGUUAUAUAUUCAGCAGGUUCUGGAGGGCAUUGGCUAUAUACACAGUAUGAACAUUCUACAUCUGGAUAUCAAAACAGACAAUAUCCUAAUGGUGUCCCCUGCUAGGGAAGACAUCAAAAUCUGUGACUUUGGAUUCUGCCAGGAAAUUGACAACUCCAGACAUCAGUACAGCAAAUUUGGGACACCUGAAUUUGUUGCUCCAGAAAUUGUUCACCAAGAACCUGUGACAAUAGCCACUGAUAUCUGGUCUCUUGGUGUGGUUACUUACUUAUGCUUAACAUGUCACUGUCCUUUCUUCGGUGAGAACGACCGUGCCACACUGAUGAAGGUUGCUGAGGGUUUGCUGUACUGGGAUACGCCUGAGAUCACAAGCAGAAGUGUAGAGGCACAGGACUUCCUACAUAGGGUUCUACAGCCAGACCCAGAAAUGAGGCCAUCUGCAUCUGAGUGUUUGAGUCACGAGUGGUUUCAGGGUUAUUAUGAAGAUGAAGAACCAGAGGACAUAAAUACCAAAAAUUUAAAAUCUUUUAUUUCAAGAAGAAAAUGGCAGCGUUCUUUAACAUGUCUCGGCUCGGUUCUGACUCUGAGACCAAUCCCAGAGUUGUUAGAAGCUCCUCUGCGUGAUGUUUCGAUUACAGCUUCAAGGGAGCCCCAGGAGCCCAGCAGCACCUCCCUAAGUAGUGGAUCCUCUUCAGAUUAUGAUGAGGCAGAUGCCUGGGACUUCUUCCAGCAGAUGAGCCAAGAGGAUGAAGAUGAUUUGGAAGAAGAAGAUGAAUAUGACCCAUACGCUCAUGUGUCAAAGACACCCACAAUUCUAAAACGGGAUGAGGAAGAUGUGCUUAUUGGUAAGGAUAGAGUUCAUAGUGGCCCGCUGGUGAUUCCAAUGAACACAACGUUAACAGAGCCGGUAAGCUUGGAGCGAGGGGACAGUAGCCCCUCUCUUCACCUCUCUGAAGGAGAGGAGGAUUGGCUGGUGGACCUCCCAUACCGUCGUAGCCUCAUCAAGAGCACAUUUUAUUGCAGCUCUGAGCAGCUCUCGCCCAUAUCUGCUCGUCACAUGACACUUCGGGAUAAAAUCCAAGCUAAAAAGCAAGAGCGUGGCCGUAAACCCCUACGUGCCAGCCUCUCCGGCAGGUUGAACGAGCCCCUAAUAGAGUAUGUAGAAGAUUCCCCAGACUUAGAAGCUAAUCGUAACCAAAGAAGAGGCUCAAUGCAUUCGUCUAUCCUCAAGUCCAGCUCAUUUGAUAGUGGAGUGAGUGCUGCCCAUCCAAGCAUACACACACAGAGAAGAAGCAGAUCAUUAGAUGUGUACAUGCAACGAUCUCCAGCUUCACCGGUGCAGGGAGAGGAUAAGCAUGAUGAUGAAGUUAGCCAGAAACCAGAUGCCACUGAUGAAGAGGAGGCAAAAACUGAAGAAGUCCAAGUGAGAAGGAAACUCUGCCGUCGCUCUGCGUUUUUGUCGAAGAAGGGCCCAGAUGUUAUGAGGAAGGUGAGAGCACAGGUCCAUGAGCCCGAAGAAGGACAUCAGCCAGUCUUAAAAAGUUCAUGUGAGGAUGACAUCCAAUUGCAGAUCACGGAAACAGAAGCAACACAUUUGGGUGAUGAGGAGAGCGUGGAUGGCUCACAGCUUUCGCUAGCAUGCUCCCUUGACCACGGUUCAGAGGCAUCUAGCAGGGUAGGCUCAUAUGAAGAACUCUCUCACAGACACCUCCACGAUGAGACCUUGAUCGCUGGAUCCUCUGGAAAAACAUCUCCAUGCUCUCUUCUACAGGACUCCGAGGAUGAAGACAUGGAGAGAGUCCUGAGAUCUCUUCGCCAAGACCUCCCACAAGCCCCGCCAAGACGCCGCACCAACAGUUCAAGCUCUGGACUAAAUGAGAUGCGCAAUAAGAGUGACAUUCAUCUGAGAAGAAGCUCUUCGGCACUUCCUGUCCAGGCUGCGGUAGCAGGCAGAGAAAGCAAAGAGGUUCUUCAAAGACAUGCCUCAGCCCCAGCUCUACAGGACAAACCCCCUAGUGGGAAAUCUUCCAAGCCUGGAUUCAUGAAGAUCUUCCGCAAGCACUCAUGGGCUAGCCAUUCUUCUCCUCAGCUAGAGGGCUUGGAAAAGAAACAAGGAGAAGGAGCAUCCUCACAGCCUAAGACCCCUCUUCUAAAUCUGAGGAAGAAGAUGCGAGCUUCAGCAUCUAGCAUUACAAAACUCUUCACCCGACAGUGCAGCAAAGAUGACAUAGAGAAGAAGAAAGGCGGACCAAUUGUGAAGAACCCCUCACCUGUCAUACCAGACAAAAUGACUCACCCUGCCACAGUUUCUGCUGCCACCUCAUCUGAAAGUCCUCAGAAGAAGUCCAAAUUGUUCUCGCUGAAAGUGCCGAUAUUUAAGAAAACCAAAGAAAGUCCAGUCAAACCAUCCAGGCCAGAUGUCAUUCAGCUAGCAGUGGGUGGAGCUCUUGUGUUCUGGAAACCUGUGCCGUCCAAAGAGCCUGUCACAUAUUGUAUUCAGUAUAGUGUAAAUGGUGGGGAGUGGAGAACAUUGUCAGAGAAUGUCACAGACAGCUGUUUCACAGCUAAUGCCCUUCCGAGAGGACCGGGAUAUAUAUUCAGAGUGUCCUAUAACACCAAGACAGGGCUGGCACCUUUCAGUGACCCUUCACCACCUGCUUUUAUGGCCACACCUUAUGAAGAGUCUCACAAUCCUCUCAUUCAGAUGGAAUCUAUUGGGUCAAAGGUCACUGUACCUGGAGGUCUUGGUACUGAGAAGUCUUAUAGCUUCCUGUCUGAAAUCAACAGAGGCCGUUUCAGUGUGGUAACACAGUGUGAGGAUAGCCGCAGCUCUCAGAUGUUGGCAGCCAAGAUGACCCCCUACAGACCAGAGCAGAGGCAAUUGGUUUUGAGGGAAUAUCAACUGCUUCGCCGACUAAGUCACCCUCGGAUUGUCCAGCUGCAGUUGGCCAUCCUCACCCCCACCUGCCUGGUGCUUAUAGAGGAGCUGUGCUCAGGACGAGAGCUUCUUUAUAAUCUUGCAGAAAGGAAUCUAUAUUCAGAAACGCAUGUGACAGACCUACUAGAGCAGAUUCUGAGCGCUGUGGAUUACCUGCACGGCCGACGCAUUGUACACCUGGACCUAAAGUCAGACAACAUGCUUGUGACAGGCCGAAAUGUAGUGAAGAUUGUGGAUUUGGGCUCCGCUCAGCCCUUCACUCCGGGACAUGCGCUGAACAUCGAACACAUCAAAGAAAUGACAGAUAAUAAAGUUUAUAUUGUCCUUCCUAAAGCUCCUGAAAUCUUAGAAGGACAAGGAGUUGGACCCGAAACUGAUAUCUGGGCUGUUGGUGUUUUGGCUUUUAUAAUGUUGAGUGCAGACAGUCCCUUUCAUGCUGAUUUAAAUUGGGAGAGGGAUCGAAACAUCAAAAAAGGAAAGAUCCAGUUCAGUCGUUGUUACCCAGGACUAUCAGAGGGAGCCAUCAACUUCAUGAAGAACACCCUGAGCAACAAAGCCUGGGCAAGACCAACAGCUGCAGAGUGCCUCCAAAACCCCUGGUUACAAGGAGACCGUCCUCCCUCCAAACACACCGACUCUGUGGUCUGUUUUUCAGCAGACAAGCUGCAGGCCUAUCUCAGGGAAAGAGAGGUCAAGCGAGAUCACGUCCGCACAAAAAUUAAACUGCCCCUCUCAUAAUUCAAGGGACAGAACACAUUUGGACUCUGAAAUUGAUGUGUGAAACUGUGAAAUGCUUUCGUAUUUUUUUUUUUUUUUUUUUUAAGCUUUUUAAAGCAUAGUCAGAUAUAUAUUUUUGUGCUGCUCCCCCACAUGGGAAAGAUUAUGAUGAAAAGUUUUAGCAGUAAUGAUAAUCAAUUAUAUUUCUUUAGAUAAAGCAUUUUUUGACAGGUGUAAUCCGGCAAUCUGCAUGACAUUUCUUCGAUUAUUGCUUUGUAAUCAUUCAAACAGUGACGCAUUACUUAAACACUAUUUUACAAUAGUGUAAAUCAUGUGUAUUAUGGAUUUUCGUAUGCAAGCUGUGCAUUGUUCAAAAAGUGAUAAUACACAUAUUCUGAACAAUUUUAAAGGUGUUUGAUAUGUUUUGCUUGAAUUACUGAAAUCAUCUAUCUAUCUAUCUAUCUAUCUAUCUAUCUAUCUAUCUAUCUAUCUAUCUAUCUAUCUAUCUAUCUAUCUAUCUAUCUAUCUAUCGUUAUGUCUAUGAAUGAAUGUAAGAUGUAGAACAGGUUAUUGCAGUAUAUUGUUUUUUCUUUUUUUGGUGUUAAUAAAAUUAUAUGCCACCACUCUAUCAGGGAUAACUUUCUUGUAUUAUAUGUGAUGUGGUUAAAAGCAAUAUUUUGUUCAUUUCUCAUUUUUAUGCAAAUUUUACUUUAUGUAUAAGGAUUGUAUUGGUGUUGGAGUGGUAAGGAUAAUAUAGGGAUUACUGUUGCCUCUGCAGUUUUGUCAAAAAAUUACAUGCACUUAAAAUAAAUGCUUUAUUACACUGUAAAACUUAUUUUGUAGUUUGGAUUUAUACAGUGAUGAUUUAUAUUUUUAAACACACAAACCCAUAAGUAAGGCAUUUUAUGAACAGUGACAGAUGCUGAAUUCGGAAC
Molecule: messenger RNA, 21836 nt
Organism: Megalobrama amblycephala (Wuchang bream)
Lineage: Eukaryota; Metazoa; Chordata; Actinopteri; Cypriniformes; Xenocyprididae
Gene: obscna
Product: obscurin, cytoskeletal calmodulin and titin-interacting RhoGEF a
Biological process (GO): protein phosphorylation
Molecular function (GO): protein binding; ATP binding; guanyl-nucleotide exchange factor activity
Source: RefSeq, a predicted model, not a curated record